AUGACUGCCACAACUAUGCACUUCGGUCCUGAGUGGAUGCGCACCAAACAGGGCUCCUCGCGGCCUGCGCCCUCCCCACCGCUCACAUCGUCCCCGGCGCCGCCCGGGAACUCGACGUAUUCUGCGCUCGUCACCCCUGCGAGCAACCCGCCCCCGGAGGGCCGCGAUGUCGCGCACCCUUUCCGCUAUUCUAAGGAAGAGAUGCUCAGGAUCUACAAAGAGGGAGGGGGCCGCGGCGGGCUCGGGCUCGAGGUCGAGCGCUGGGAGGGGAUCGUGCGGGAAGUAGGGUACGAGCCGGUCGGGCUCAAGGAGAUGAGCGAAGCUGAGAAGAAGCUAUUCGCGGGCCCUCUCAACUCGGAAGUGCGCCGACGCCAGUCGACGGAUUUCUUAUCGCCCCUCAACACGUCUGGGCUGGGGGAGCGGCCGAAGCUGAACCACGUUGCUUCCGGUGCUGGCAGCCCUAUGCGGGAGCGCAUCGGAAGCUUGAUGGGGAGAAGAAGGGGGGACAGCACAGAUCAAGCACCGUUGAGCCUUCCCCGGAAACUCUCUCUGUCUAACAUGCAGGGCGCACUCGCGUCUCCUCGGGAGGGCGGCUUGCCUUCGCCUCGUGUCAGACCUGCGUUCGAUGGUGUCCUAAGCGAUACGUGGUCGGCUCGCAGGAGGACGUCCGAAAAUGUGCCGAAGGUUGGAGGGAAGGGCGACAAGGAGACAGAUGGAGACUCGAAGGAUCCGGACAUCAAGGAGGAAGAAGAGGACGCUCUUGGAGCUUCUGAUCAAGCGAAAGAUCCCUCUGGAGCUACAUCUCAUGCGGUCAACGGUAAUGGUACUCCGAACGGGGUAGAAAUGGUGAAUGAGCAGUUAGGGAGCAUAUCGAUUUCCGGGCAGCAGGACGCUCAACCGCAGGCCAAUCAGCCGAACCCUGCUAUCGGAGAUCUUUCUGCUAUCGAGUGGUCUUACCUUGAUCCCCAAGGAAAUAUACAAGGACCGUUCAAAGCCGAUAUCAUGCAACGUUGGUAUAACGAGGGAUACUUCCAGCCUACUCUGCUCAUGAAACGCACCCAUCUGGACACCAACUGGACUCCUGUCGGAGAGUUGAUCCUUCGUGUUGGCGAGGGCCAACCUGUGUUUUUGUCGCCUCUCGCACUCGCUGUCACACCGCCUGGCUUGUCUCGUCCUUUGGAAAACGUUGUCGAUCGCGCGAUUCCCGAACGGGACCAGAACUCGCCCUACCAGCCUGUACCCACACGGUCUAUCAGGAGCUCGACUCUAGACUCUUAUUUGCAAAAUGGCUCCAACGCGUCAGACUCGCCGUCUUCUUCCAUCGGCGGUCGCUUCGUGAAUGGCUCUCCUGAUCCAAGCAUAUUUGAGAACCGCCAUGGCGCUCAGAUCGGCUUCGAUCAGCUCGAACAAUCUCGCAUGCCUUUCGCUACUCCUGGAGCUGCUGCUAUUGGUACUCCUGGGCAGCGCCGAGCUACGCUGAACGAGCCUAUGGAACCUGUGCUAGGGACUCGGUAUGGCAUCGGUCGUACUCCUGGAGCCGAUGGUCUCAGUUUUAGUGGUACUUCUCUUUCUCCAAUGAAUCGUCAUAUAGGACCGGAUAGCCCCGGCGUCUUCACCGAGAGUACUUUCCGGCAGAGAAUUGUCCAGGAGUCCGGUGCCCUGAACGGCCUGGGCGGCUCGUCUGCCUUGAACGGCGGUACCGAGUUCGGACCAAUUGGUGGGAUUCAUGCGAACCAUGGUACUCCGUCCCGGGUACUGAACCGGGAUCCGUUCGGUCGGCCACCUCAGGAUGAGCUCCAACAGAGCGUAGGGAUAGGCGGCUCCUUCUCGAAUCACUCCUCUCCUUUCAUCUCUCAUGCCCCGGCGGCGUUCCCUCAGACCCCUCUCUCGCAAUUUGCGGGCCAGGACAACCGAUCCUUGCAUUCUAUAACACCUGACCGCCAGUCGAUACCAUACAUGCCGCAGCACCAGCAGCAGUUUGCUCAGAGCCCAGGGUUCGUGAACGGUCAGUCGCCAUGGCAAACUCACGACGUUCCUGCCUUCACUCGCCGUCCGGGGCCUUUCGAUGCCAAUCAUCCAACCUCGAGCAACACCUUCAUAUCCUCACCAGUCGCGCCCUCCCACGCAUUUGGACGCGCCCCGCAAAUGCCCGUGCAGAAUGAUCAGUCUGCCUGGCGGGCGCCUGCUCAACCUGUUCAAAACGACUCAUGGGGAGCGCCGACUGCAAGCCUUACUAUCGCGAACCUGGGUCAACACAAUGAGCAGCAGCGUCAAGCAGAUCUUCAACGUCAGUCCCCUCGGCCUGCGGCAGGUGAGCCAGCUCUCGCACCCGAGCGCGAAUCGGCGCCGGCAGCAGAACCUCAGGCCCAACCUCAACCUGAUGCGUCGACACCAGUCGCCGCACCUUCCGCUCCCUGGCCUACCGAUGUUGCACCCCAGAAGCCUCGGCGCAAGUCCACUGCUCAGACUGCACCGACUGCGUCUCCUGCAUCCAAGGUUGCUCCCCCUCCCCCAGCUCCUGCAGCACCUGCGAAACCCCCUUCGCCCCCACCUCAAGCCGAGCCCAAGGCACCGUGGGCGAUCGACGACGACAAGAAGAAACAGGGUGCCGCACUUACUUUGCGCGAAAUUCAGGAAGCCGAGGCGAAGAAGCUCGAGGCUCGCAAGGCUGAGCAGCGCGAACGUGAGCGUGCUGAACGUGCUGCUCGUGUGAGUUCGCAAUCCGAAGACUUCCAGCCAUUCACCACUUCGUGGGGCUUGCCGACCUCGCAGGCGGGCGCCCGUCCGACCAGCGUGAAGGAAAGCCCUGUGGCGUCACCGUUCAGCGGAUCUGCGCCGGCCCCUGCUGCUCCUGUUGUGUGGACGAACGCCGCCAAGGUUCCAGUGGCGAAGAAGACGAUGAAGGAGAUCCAAGAGGAGGAAGAGCGGAAGAGGAAGCAGGCGAGGGAGAAAGAGAAAGAAACGGUGGCGGCCGCUGCUCGUAGGGCUCACGUCGAUACGACGACUAAGCCCGCUGCUGCUACUCCGCCGAGCGGUGGUGCGUGGACGACUGUGGGCGCGAGCGGGAAGGUCGCUGCGGCUACGCCUGCUGGAACUGCCCGUCCCGUGGCUACCCCUGCUGCAUCUGCGAAGGUGGUGCCUACGGUCUCUGUUGUUGUGGCCCCGUCCAGUAGCAUGUCUCGCCCGACGACUGCUACUGCCGCUCGUCCUGUUGCUGUCGCUGUCAAGUCUACGCCGUCUCGGGACGAGAGCGCUUCGACGCUGGGGCCCUCGCUCGAGUUCUUGAAGUGGCUGGGUGACUCAUUGAAGGGCUUGAACAAUUCAGUCAAUCUUGAGGAACUCACGUCUAUGCUACUCUCGUUCCCUCUGGACCCCGACCCGAUCACGGUAGAGAUCAUCUCCGACCUCAUCUACGCCAGCAGCACCACCCUUGAUGGCCGUCGGUUUGCUGCCGAGUUCGUUAGCAAGCGCAAAGCGGAUGCGACUUCGCGACCGAAGGGUGCAUCUGCGUCUAGCGCCGCCAAGCCUAUCUCCAUUGCGGAUGUCGUCAAGACCCAGCCGAAGCCCGCGCAGAAUGAAUGGGGAGGCUUCAAGGUCGUGAACAAGAAGAAGAAGGGUGGUCGCUCGUGA
Dichomitus squalens LYAD-421 SS1 is the source of this 3630-nucleotide messenger RNA. RefSeq lists its product as uncharacterized. The coding region runs from base 1 to 3630 and encodes 1209 amino acids. NCBI's taxonomy places the organism in Eukaryota, Fungi, Basidiomycota, Agaricomycetes, Polyporales, Polyporaceae. The transcript is spliced from 7 exons. Gene Ontology annotation, molecular function: protein binding. The record is from RefSeq and is a predicted model, not a curated record.